AUGAAAGGAUGUCUCACUCACGAAUCCAGGUUUCGUUCAGCAUGUCAAGACUUCCUCUUGAUCGACUUCCAAGCCGCCGCCGGCAAGAAAGUCGAAGACCGUCUGUGGAAUGCUCAUACCAAGGUCAAUUCAAGGUUCAGGCAAUACCUUGCCCACUUCCGUGAAGGAGAAGGCAAGAAGAAGGUCGUGGAACGUCGCAAAGCCGAAAAGCUCUAUUUGGAGUUUAUCAAGUCGAGCCAGCGCUUCUACCGAGAGUAUAUCCAGCGACUCGCCUCGACCUUUAAGGAUAUCCCAGAGAUAAUGGAGAUUGCUCAAGGCAUGAAGCUGGACACUCUCUCCGCAGACCCACCACAGACCGUCGACGAUGCCCUGAAGAAGCAGCUCAUUGAUUCAUGUUAUUCAGCCCUUGUGCAACUGGGAGAUCUCUCGAGAUAUCGAGAAACCGAACUGCAGACAAAUCGACGCAAUUGGGGCCCUGCUGUUGGCUAUUAUAACAAGGCGGCCACGCUCAAUCCUACGGACGGCAGAUCUUAUCAUCAGCUGGCUGUUGUAGCUCUCGCUGACGAGGACCACCUGCGAGCUGUCUACUAUCUCUAUCGAGCCAUUUGCGUCGAGAACCCUGCUCCACAAGCCAAAAAGAACUUGGACCUUGAAUGCAAGAAGCUCAGGUCAAAGUCAAACCAAGGCAAGCCCAUCUCCAAUGCCGCAUUGGUUGUUGAGGGUUGCCGCGACCUCCACGACCGCUUCCUGAUAUUUCACGCCAGCUGUCUCGGAGGUGACCCAGACGAUCAGAAGGAUCAGCAAAUCGAGAUUCUUCGACUUCUAGAGGACCAAAUUCGAGACCGAUCUGAAGUUUCAAUCCUCGGAAAGCUCGUCUUGGUUAACUUGGCCGCAGGGAAGUCUGCGACCCAGAAUGUUAAAGGCACCCGGAGUUUCGAGAUUUUCCAAUCGUUUAAUGUCAAAACCUUUUUCCUACUCCUCAGAAUCUUGCUCGACGAACUGCAGGAACUCGCAAAGUCAACUACUAAUAAACAUGACGCAACGAAAGACUUGCCUCAAGUCCCUCCCGUAAUGCGCCGCAUGCUUCCUCAUCUGAGGCUGUACAGUGGGUGGCUAUUGACGACCAUCGAACUCCUACUAGCGAGCGAGAGCCUUGUCGUGUCUCUGCGGCAAGUGUGGCCGUUGUAUGUCAACGUCCUGAAUGCCCUGAUGCAGACAUUUCCUCCGAAAGCUGGACUUGAGAUUCAAUACCUCCUAGACGAAGAUGUGGACACCAGGGGGUUCUCUGCAUUUAGUCCAUUCGUCCAGAAGACACGCCUCUGUGAUCGCACGGGAGCCACCAAACAGAUGCACAACGACGCAGCAUUUGGCCCUCGGAAUCCAGAGCAAGAAAUGUUGUAUCGACUCAAGUGCCUAGUCACAGAUGGAAUGUUACUAGCUCGUAAACAGGGUGGCUUCAAGUCCUUGCCUCUUCCUCUCACGUUCGCACACAUGCGAUUUAUCUAUCUUGAAGAAACCGAUGGUGUUACACGACUUGAAGACCAAGUCGCACACCCCGUGGAAUCUGCCUCUGCUCCCUCUGUUGAGAGCGUCCGCACUUAUAUUGGGCGCACGUCUCAGCAUGACAUUCCUGCGGUACAAGCUACAUGCCAACAACCGGCGACCUUCGAGGCUGAAAACUCAAUGGCCUCAAGAAUGGAGAACAUGGUGGAUAAUCUCAUGCGGUCCGAAGCCCGCCGACAUGCCAACAACUCUGGAGCCGUAAUGUACGAUCUUCCGCCGCCCACAGCGAGUGCGCCAUCAGUACCACAAGGGCUCACCCACAGAAGCAUAUCGCAAUCUCAGCCUCUUCCCCUCACUGCUCGAGACCUCGUACAGCGGAUUCAGCAGCCAUCGAGUGCAUCACAGCCUAACGCGUUGGACCAGGCAGUGAACGUCGCAGUUCUGCCUUCCAUCUUGAACACUCCAUUUGCACCGCGACCAGGUGAAACCCCCGAAUCAUCGCCGCGGCCAAGCACCGCCCAUCGUUUUCCCGAACCGGCAUCAACACCAGGACCUGCUCGUCUCAGCAGUUCUGCCCAGUUCCAGGCCCACCUCAUGCACAUGCAGGAUCAGGUGCAAAUGCGGACGUCACCACUGGAGUCUUUUGAGCCUACAAUGUCGAGUCACUAUAGCACCCCAACAAAUAUGAACACCUGGGUCAGAGCGAAUGACUUGGGACAACCUCAACUGUCACCGUGGCGAUCUUCAUUUGGUAGCGCAGUACCUGUGCAGCAUCACGCUAUCUCAACCAGACCUCCAGAUUCCUCACCGUUUGGCGCUAUCGGCGAAUCGCGGCCCAAGAGCAGUCGGGCCCCUAAUAGCGAUCAGGCAGGAUGA
This is a messenger RNA of Fonsecaea pedrosoi CBS 271.37, 2379 nucleotides long. RefSeq lists its product as uncharacterized. Gene Ontology annotation, molecular function: telomerase RNA binding; telomeric repeat DNA binding; protein binding. Lineage: Eukaryota; Fungi; Ascomycota; Eurotiomycetes; Chaetothyriales; Herpotrichiellaceae. Gene Ontology annotation, cellular component: telomerase holoenzyme complex. Gene Ontology annotation, biological process: nuclear-transcribed mRNA catabolic process, nonsense-mediated decay. Bases 1 to 2379 code for a protein of 792 amino acids. The transcript is spliced from 4 exons. The record is from RefSeq and is a predicted model, not a curated record.